This is a messenger RNA of Arabidopsis arenosa, 633 nucleotides long. The record is from the annotation of a GenBank genome assembly. Lineage: Eukaryota; Viridiplantae; Streptophyta; Magnoliopsida; Brassicales; Brassicaceae.
CCCGAAAAUGCCCGUUAAUAAAGCAAGUUGGGGAAAAAAAUCUUCCAUAUAAUCAAAUAAGGCUUCCGCGUUGUAACAAGCCUUAAGAGCGGGAUGGAGCGGUCGAAGACGGUCGGUUGCCCGAGUGAACGUCGAAGGAGAGUGCUUACUGUUGCUGUUGUGAUCCCUUUGUUCGUGGUACAGCCAAGCGGGGAACCACCAAGUGCAGCUAAAGUAGGGGCUUGGCUGCGUAGAAUAUCUAUCUUGUUCAUGUCCCUGCCCGGGAUUUCUUCCUUGGCUGUAGCUUCGCUCCUUGGGUCUACUCCCCGUUUUUCUGGAAGGUUCUACCUAGAUGCCGGAGGAACCCAUUCCCUUCGUUGAUGUUGUAGCUUUCGUUGUUUAGAGGGCGCAUGAAUGGGGCAGCUAAUUAAUUGCAUAGUAGUGCUGCUGUUCCUGCAAGCACGAAGUCCGCGCUGUAGCUUCUGUCAUUUCAUUAGUAUUCCUCUUCUCCUCCGUUGGGAAUAGGUUGCAUUAAGGGAACAGGUAUGUAGGCUUUAGCCGGCUUCUCCCUGUGCUUACAUGGGUUUAUUGCAGCUAUCCCCUCGCAUUUGUAGCUCUUGAGCAGCCAAGCUCUAAUCAAUAGGUUCUAAAGUC